Molecule: messenger RNA, 1071 nt
Organism: Pygocentrus nattereri (red-bellied piranha)
Lineage: Eukaryota; Metazoa; Chordata; Actinopteri; Characiformes; Serrasalmidae
Gene: star
Product: steroidogenic acute regulatory protein
Exons: 7
Coding region: 1-858 (285 amino acids)
Biological process (GO): steroid biosynthetic process; regulation of steroid biosynthetic process; intracellular cholesterol transport
Cellular component (GO): mitochondrion; mitochondrial intermembrane space
Molecular function (GO): cholesterol transfer activity; cholesterol binding
Source: RefSeq, a predicted model, not a curated record
AUGCUGCCCGCAACUUUCAAACUGUGUGCCGGCAUCUCCUACAAGCACAUGAGGAACAUGACCGGCCUGAGGAGGAACGCUGUGAUGGCCAUCCACCACGAGCUGAGUAAGCUAUCUGGCCCCGGCCCCAGCAUGUGGGUCCGACACAUCCGCCGCAGGAGCUCACUGCUCGGCAGCAGGAUUGCGGAGGAGGCUCUGAGUGAAUCCGAGCAGUGUUAUGUCCAGCAGGGUCAGCUGGCCCUACAGAAGUCCGUCAGCAUCCUGAGUGACCAGGACGGCUGGCAGACUGAGAUAGAGACAUCCACAGGGGAUAAAGUGCUGAGUAAGGUUCUGCCAGACGUUGGGAAGGUGUUUAAGCUGGAGGUCACUCUGGACCAGCAGCCUAAAGACCUGUAUGAAGAGCUGGUGGACAGAAUGGAGCAGAUGGGGGAGUGGAACCCCAACGUCAAACAAGUGAAGAUUCUACAGAAGAUCGGUCAGGACACCAUGGUCACUCACGAGACAGCGGCGGAGACUCCAGGGAACGUGGUGGGUCCGCGGGACUUUGUGAAUGUCCGCUGCGUCAAACGAAGAGGCUCCGCCUGGUUCCUGGCCGGGAUGUCCACCCUGCACCCCAACAUGCCUGAACAGAAGGGGUUUGUGAGGGCGGAGAACGGCCCCACCUGUAUCGUGUUGAAGCCGAGCACAAACGACCCGAACAAGACAAAAUUCACCUGGUUACUCAGUUUAGACCUGAAGGGUUGGAUACCAAAGGCAGUGAUAAACAGAGUUCUCUCUCAGACGCAGGUGGAUUUCGCCAAUCAUCUCCGGCACAGAAUGGCCUCCAGCAGUGGCAUGGAGACGGCAAUGGCCUAUUGACACCAAACACUAAUGUCCAGAGUUUCCCAUUCACCCCACAGCCAAUGGUUGACUCCUAUCAGACGUCCAAACUCCGCCCACUCAUAGCAGUCAUUUCCUUUUUUAUGGGCAACCAAAAGCAGUGUAGUUAAAUGAUGUGGUCUCUAUGCUGGUCUAGUUAUCAGGGCUGCACAAUGUAGACAAAUACCACACUGGGAUAUAUUGUUAUGAUAA